AUGGAGGCCGACGCUAACUCCCUCCCUCUGCCUGACGUCAUGAAAGCCCCAAUCCGGCCCAACAUCCUCCAAGACGUUCAUCGCGACAUCUCCAAGAACUCUCGCCAACCCUACGCCGUCUCUAGGUCCGCCGGCCACCAAACCUCCACCGAGUCCUGGGGUACUGGUCGCGCUGUUUCCCGUAUCUCUCGUGUUCCUGGCGGCGGUACUCACUGUGCCGGCCAGGGUGCCCAUGGCAACAUGUGCCGCGGCGGCCGCAUGUUUGUUCCGACCAAGAUCCGGCGCUGUUGGCACUGCAAGGUCCCAGUCAACAAGAAACGGUAUGCCGUGGUUUCUACCAUCGCCGCCUCUGCAGUGCCUUCCCUUGUCAUGGCCUGCGGCCACCGCAUCAAGUCUGUCCUGCAAAUCCCCUGUGUGAUCUCCGAUUCAGCUGAGGCCAUGGAGAAAACCUCCAACGCUAUCAGUCUUCUCAAGAAAAUUAGGGCUUACCCCGAUGCUAAGAAGGCUAAGGACGGCCAGGGUAUCUGCCCAGGAAAGGGUAAGAUGCACAUUAUUAGACAAUACUACUAG
Messenger RNA from Coffea eugenioides, 570 nucleotides. Its product is annotated as 60S ribosomal protein L4-like. The coding region runs from base 1 to 570 and encodes 189 amino acids. The transcript has a single exon. Gene Ontology annotation, molecular function: RNA binding; structural constituent of ribosome. Gene Ontology annotation, cellular component: ribosome; cytosolic large ribosomal subunit. Gene Ontology annotation, biological process: translation. The record is from RefSeq and is a predicted model, not a curated record. Lineage: Eukaryota; Viridiplantae; Streptophyta; Magnoliopsida; Gentianales; Rubiaceae.